Molecule: messenger RNA, 2106 nt
Organism: Exophiala aquamarina CBS 119918
Lineage: Eukaryota; Fungi; Ascomycota; Eurotiomycetes; Chaetothyriales; Herpotrichiellaceae
Product: glycerol-3-phosphate dehydrogenase
Exons: 2
Coding region: 1-2106 (701 amino acids)
Biological process (GO): glycerol-3-phosphate metabolic process
Cellular component (GO): mitochondrion; glycerol-3-phosphate dehydrogenase (FAD) complex
Molecular function (GO): glycerol-3-phosphate dehydrogenase (quinone) activity
Source: RefSeq, a predicted model, not a curated record
AUGGCUUCAAGAUUCUCUCCUCGCCGGCUGCUGAAGCCUUUAGCUUAUGGUGCCGGGAUUGCUGUGGCAGGCGGCUCAGUUAUGUAUAUUACCUACCGCCCACGCAACGUACCAGGAGCAGAAUCAUUUGCUCCCAAACCUCCCAAACGAGACGAGAAUGGCGCUAUAAUCCCCCCAAAGUUUCCACACAUCAAGUCUAGAGCCGAUCAAAUCUCCGACCUCAAAAAGUCCUCCUCUUCUUCGGGCGAAAUUUACGAUCUACUGGUGAUUGGUGCUGGGGCGACCGGAACCGGCAUUGCGCUUGAUGCAGCGACCAGAGGCUUGAAAGUCGCAAUUGUUGAAAGAGAUGACUUCAGCAGCGGGACAAGCAGUAAAUCUACAAAGCUGGUCCACGGAGGUGUCAGAUACCUCGAAAAAGCAGUAUGGAACUUGGACUACAACCAGUACCAGCUGGUGAAAGAAGCGUUGCGCGAGAGGAAGAGCUUUCUAUAUACUGCGCCUCAUUUAUCGACAUGGCUACCUAUUAUGCUCCCGCUGCAGAAGUGGUGGCAGGCUCCAUACUUCUGGGCCGGCACCAAAUUUUACGAUUUUCUGGCUGGCUCUGAAGGCAUUGAAAGCUCCUAUUUCCUUCCGAGGAGUAAGGCUCUCGAUGCAUUCCCAAUGCUGAAGAAGGAGAACCUUAUCGGGGCACUCGUUUACUACGAUGGCCAGCACAAUGAUUCUAGGAUGAACGUUUCCCUCGCUAUGACCGCAACUCUGUACGGGGCUACCACUGUAAAUCACCUCGAAGUGACCGGGCUUGAGAAGGAUGCAAACGGCAAGCUAACAGGUGCCCGAGUUCGAGAUUUGAUCUCCCUGAAGGAUGGAAACGAGGCAGCUGGCGAGAAUUUCACCAUCAAAGCAAAAGGCAUCAUUAACGCAACGGGACCGUUUGCGGAUGCUAUCCAGCAGAUGGAUGAACCGGGUCAACGAGAAAUCGUCGCGCCAAGCUUAGGUGUCCACGUUGUUCUUCCUGGAUACCUCAGUCCCCAGAACAUGGGUUUGAUUGACCCCUCGACAUCCGAUGGCAGGGUGAUUUUCUUCCUUCCCUGGCAAGGCAAUACCAUUGCUGGCACCACCGACGCCCCAUGCGCAAUCUCACAAAAUCCGGUAGCGGGCGAGAAGGACAUCCAAUGGAUUCUUGACGAGAUUCGCACAUACCUGACGCCCGAUAUUGAUGUUCAACGCUCCGACAUCCUGGCUGCAUGGUCAGGAAUUCGACCUCUGAUGCGCGAUCCGCACUCCAAGAAUACCGAGUCGCUUGUACGUAGCCAUCUCGUGACCGUAUCUGACUCUGGGCUCUUGACUUGCGCGGGCGGAAAAUGGACCACAUACCGCCAAAUGGCCGAGGAUGCAGUAGACAAGGCGAUCGAGGUCUUCAAGCUACAGCCUAAGCCCAUCAGCUAUGUGCCCGACAUCUCCGGGGUCAACGGGGUUGAUCCAUCCGUGAGCUUGCUUAACGGAACUUGCCAGACGCACCACAUCCGUCUCCUCGGUGCACACGGUUACUCGACGACACUCUUCAUCAAUCUUAUUCAGCACUUUGGCAUCGAGAUGGAUGUGGCAAAACACCUUGCGACUGACUACGGUGACCGCGCUUGGGAUGUCGCAGCUCUGGCUUCUCCAGUGGAGGACUCUCCAGUCCCAAUCCGCGGGCAACGUCUCUCUCCUCAGUACCCCUUUAUUGAUGGUGAAGUGCGCUAUGCAGUUCGGAGCGAGUAUGCGCAGACCGCGGUCGACGUCCUCGCUCGGCGCACUCGCCUCAGCUUCCUAAAUGCCCAAGCCACGCUCCACGCUCUUCCCUGCGUGAUUGAUAUCAUGGCCGAGGAGCUCAAGUGGAGUCAGGCACGGAAGGAGUCAGAGUGGAAAGACACUGUUGGCUUUUUGGCCAGUAUGGGUCUACCAAGCGACCUGUUACAGGUAACACGGGAGGAGGUCCUGCAAGGACUGUCUUCCAAUACAAAAAGUCUCGCCGCUUCGACCCAUGGUGCGAGCAAUGUUGGCCAGCCGCAGCCCCUAAAGCCGAGCAUCGAGAGCGUGAGCGAAGCACAAUCACCUCUUCCAUGA